Messenger RNA from Colletotrichum aenigma, 1122 nucleotides. Its product is annotated as Vegetative incompatibility protein HET-E-1. Lineage: Eukaryota; Fungi; Ascomycota; Sordariomycetes; Glomerellales; Glomerellaceae. The coding region runs from base 1 to 1122 and encodes 373 amino acids. The transcript is spliced from 2 exons. The record is from RefSeq and is a predicted model, not a curated record.
AUGUGGCUCAUCAACACACGUACGCUCAAACUUGAGGAGUUCUUUGACGCGGCUGUUCCCGACUACGCCAUUCUAUCGCAUACUUGGGGACACGACGAGGUCUCCUUCCAAGAGUUUAAGAGCCUCGACAUCACAAGCGGAGACCCGGAAGAUCUUAUAAUUAAAGACAGAGCUGGGUACCCAAAGAUCAUAAAGGCAUGCGGGAAAGCCCUGGAGUACCGUCUUCGAUAUGUUUGGGUCGAUACCUGCUGUAUCGACAAAACAAGUAGUGCGGAACUGUCGGAGUCAAUCAACUCCAUGUUCAAAUGGUACGAAAAUGCACAAAUCUGCUUCGCAUACCUAUCCGAUGUACCGGCAACCCAAGACGCGACGGACCCGGCGUUCGUGAACUCUCGCUGGUUCACAAGGGGAUGGACUCUACAAGAGUUACUCGCACCUCGAGAGCUGCUUUUCUUUGCGUCAGACUGGACGCUGAUCGCGAGCCGCGAGGACACGGCGGCCUCAGUGAGCAAUAUUACAGGCAUCGACCAGACGUACCUGGAAUCUUCGAUAUCAGAGCAAAACACCCGCCUGAGGUUGUUGACAGAGGCCAGCAUUGCAGAGAGGAUGAGCUGGGCAGCUCGGCGGACAACUACCCGCGUUGAAGAUAUUGCAUACUGCCUGCUGGGUAUCUUCGGGGUGAAUAUGCCUCUCAUGUACGGAGAGGGUCGGAAAGCCUUCUUCAGGCUUCAAGAGCAGAUCCUGCAGACGUGCUUCGACUCGACACUCCUCGCUUGGAACCCGACAGAUGAGCACGGACGGCCCCUGGCCUUUGAUGAACUUGAACCGAGUUCUUCUUGGGCCUCCGCAGUGAAGAUGGUUAUGGGGAUGGGGCAUCCUUGGUCUGCUCCCGAGCAACCCCACUCCAACGCAUUGCCCAUGGGUCUUUUGGCUCCGAGCCCCGGGUGUUUCCUGCUUUGCAACGACAUCGUCGAAUGCGAAACAGUGCUCGACUGGACCCCAACCAGCCGUGGCCUUGAGAUCGAACUGCCCGUGUCCGACAACACCUGGCCGUAUGCCAUCAUUCCCUGUCGACUGCGUAACGACCCCUGGAGUCUCCUUGCGCUUCCUCUCGACCCAUGA